Messenger RNA from Striga asiatica, 663 nucleotides. Lineage: Eukaryota; Viridiplantae; Streptophyta; Magnoliopsida; Lamiales; Orobanchaceae. The record is from the annotation of a GenBank genome assembly.
AUGGCCCGUUUGGGAAGGGAUGCCACACAAGAUGAUUUUCUUUACGAUGAUCGUUGGACCAAAGAGGUCGACAACCUGUUCAUAGACCUUCUUGUAGAGGCCCACUUUGGUCUUGAAUGGAGACAUGGCAGACCAGGGUCGAAUGUCUUCGCCUAUUGCCGUGGUGCAUUGUUUGCACAUCUCGAGGCAAACUUCACGUCCAACGUCCUCACGGCUCCGGUAGCAGUGUGGGAUGAUAUAUUCCAGUCCGACCCAUUCUCGGUAGCAUACCAACAUUCUGGGGACCCGCGUUGGCCGGACAUACGAUAUUUGUUCACUGAGGUGUAUGAAGCCAGCUCAAAUGCACCGGAUGUGUUGGACCAAAACUCUACUAACGAAAAUUAUGUCGCGGCCUUGUACGAACAGUCGUACGUCUUUGAGCUGAGUUCCCUCACUAACGAUCCACUACUAAAUGAUUCAAUCGGAAACAACGUUUGUCAACCAAGAUCUAGACGAGAACGUCAAGAUUCAUCCGAAGGCUCAGUCAAUACACACACCCAUGUGAGCAUUCAAAGGCGGGGGAGUCGAACACCAUUGCGCAUUCCCCGACGACCUCGUAAACUGGCCCCAUCUUCAUGCAACGGAUCUUCUUGUGACCCGCCUACCUGAACACUUGCGAAGUCG